Haliotis rufescens (red abalone) is the source of this 2806-nucleotide messenger RNA. RefSeq names its product peptide methionine sulfoxide reductase MsrB-like. Lineage: Eukaryota; Metazoa; Mollusca; Gastropoda; Lepetellida; Haliotidae. The transcript has 5 exons. The record is from RefSeq and is a predicted model, not a curated record. Gene Ontology annotation, biological process: response to oxidative stress; protein repair. Gene Ontology annotation, cellular component: cytoplasm. The coding region runs from base 80 to 625 and encodes 181 amino acids. Gene Ontology annotation, molecular function: peptide-methionine (R)-S-oxide reductase activity.
GAAAAUCCGUGACGUCAGUUCCGGUUUGAAAUUCACGCAGAACUGGGAAAAUUUGUCUGUCAAUCACAGCUUCAAAACCAUGUUUGCGAUCAGACAGUUAUCAAGAACUGCGUUCGGCUUCGUCGCUAAACAGACGGAGAAGGCCAUUGUGACUCAGGCGUGUCGUUGCACAUACGUGACACACACGCGAGGAUGUUUUUCAACUUUAAAAGACGUGGAGCCGGACCCCUCAAAGACAUCUAACUCUUACUGGGUGAAGAAGCUGACCCCCGAACAAUACAACGUCACAAGGGAAAAGGGCACUGAACCGCCUUUUACCGGAAAGUAUGUGUACCACAACGAGAAGGGAAGCUACACGUGUGUGUGCUGCGAAGCGCCGCUCUUCAGCUCGUCCACCAAGUUUGAUUCAGGGACAGGCUGGCCGUCAUUCAGCGACGCCUACUACAAAGAGGGGCAGAGCAACGUCAGCUGUCGGUCUGACCUCAGUUACGGCAUGGUGAGGACAGAGGCGUUAUGUAAACAGUGUAACGCCCACCUAGGUCACGUGUUCGAGGACGGUCCGAAACCUACUGGAAUGCGGUACUGCAUCAACAGCGCAUCUCUCAGCUUCAAGAAGGCCACGUGAUACGCCCGGGCCCGUUAUGGAACUACACAGGCACGAUUGUAACGAACAAGAAUACAACAUGUUAACUGAUUGUCCAUAUAAUCUGAAAAUAUUCUUACGGUUAACGUGAAUUGUAUUGAGCGUAUUUUCCUUGACGUAAUUGACUCCAGUCAAUUGAGAAUAAUAUAACGUUGGAUUGUUAUAUAUUUGUAAUUGGCAUGGAAGUUGAACAUAUUUCUCGUGACAAGUUAUUAUUGUCAAAAUAUGUUUCGAUGUGUAACUAAUUGUUUUAAUAUCUGUUGUGGGCAAAGUAUUUGCAUGUCAUUCAUUAUGUGUUGUAAAAAGCUGCUGUAAUAUCAGUUGAAAAUUUUGCACAAGCGUGAGACCAAACUAGUUCACUGGGUCAGCUGUUUAGAUAAUUCUUGUAUAGAGAGUAUUGCAUGUGUUUGUAACAUUCUGCCUUCGCGAACGAUUUUAGUAAUUAUACGAGUUCUCAGUGUCGUAAAAUCAGCAUAACACAGACCAAUCUAAUAAUUUCUUUGUUUUGCAUAUUAUGAUAAUUGCAAAGGCGAAGAUCUGUCUUUGAAAAUGUCGAGAAUGUAACACUGUCCAUAUGACGUCAACAAUGAUAGACAUUUUCGUCAACAAUGAUCUAUAGUUCGCCAGCAAUGUUGUCUGCAUUAUGUUACGUCAGCAAUGAUGUAGGACUCGGGAAAUUAUUAUUAUCCGUGAGUAUUAUAUGGAGUUUUCUAAGUUACUGCUAUGCGCCCCUCGUGGUUUACUCUCCCUGCAGUGUGUUAUUGCACGAUAAACAACUCCCACUCGUCAUUUAUUUCUUAUUCGAGAUAUCAACAUUAUGUACAGCCUCUUUAAGUAUGGUGAUGAAAUGUACAAGUUUAAAAAAAAAAAAUUCCCGUAUUUUAAUAAUGAUGACGCCAUCGAUAGAAUCCGACCUCGGCAAUGUCGGACAAGUACAUUUCACGCACAAGUGGGUAUUUCCCGCAUAUUUUCACAAUCCUUGCGUCGAUUACCUGUACCUGUUCUCCCAAUGACAAUCGUGAUAUCUCUCCCGCUUUUGCAUGCGAUCGUUCGGACAUCGCGUUUAUCUGCGUUGACCAGGGACAUCUAUGGGGAACAACUCACUGGACAACCCCUCUGAAAAUUAACGUCGACCAAAUAUACGACGUCAUGAAGUUGCGGGCGCAUGUUCGAGUCUCCAGCUUAUCGUUGCGUUAGAACAAUGUCGUGUCGUGAAAUAAACCCCACUUCGUUCUUCAUUGUUCUUUGUUUUAUCGCGUAGCUGUCUCAUAUUUACCACUACUUCUCCUACUACUACUACUACUAGUAGUAGUAGUAGUAGUAGUAGUAAUAAUAUAUUAAUAAUAAUACAUGUACAGAUAUUUUGCCCAGAGCUUGGUUUGGUCAUCCACAGUUCCUCAAACAGGGACCUGUAGCAUUACGAAACUGUUACACAACAUCUAGUCUGUUGUUUAACGUGGCACUCGUCAAUACUCCAGCUGUCUGCCAGCGAUCCACGCCGUCGGGGUAUGAUGACACGCUUUCAACCAAGUCACCGAACCUGACCACCCUAUUCAUUACGUUAGUUUGCUGGGGACCUAUUACAAUAAACGGGGUCCCCACAGACUCGUGCUUCUCGCUGAUAUUGUUGUGGUUGAUUUUAACACAAGUCCGUGAUUUGUGCUAGUAGCCUCCCCUGUAGCGCAGCACUGGAGAGCAAUUACAGGUGAGAAUACCACUCACAGACCGCCGCCAUAUGGCUGGUAUAGUGCUGAGUGCGGCGUUAAACAACAAACAAUGAGUUUAUAUAUAGAGAGCCUUAUUUGUCCAUAUUUGUCAUUCUGAUGAUAUGAAUUGUUUUUUGAAGUUCAAGAAGUUGCAAUGACCAUGUCUACAAGAAACAUGCAACAGACAAUCUAGUUCCGUGUUACUCAUCUUCCCGAGGCAAGGGAGGUAACUGACUACAAAACUUCCUUUUCUCGGGAAGAUGAAUGUUACUUUACCAGUUUAUAGUUUCAUCAUUGUUUCAUAAUUGGCAUCGUGUUGUUUUUACCAUUGUUUAUAACCAAUAUGAUUUUUUCGCUUGUUUAAUUUCGGUUCCCAUUUUUCCUUCGGGUGGAACAAGUUGUUGCGCAACAGUUUGUCUUUUAUGCUUUGUGAUUACAAUAAAUACCAUACUAUGUU